UAGUAUUCUGUAGUAUAAUUCAGGGUCCACAAUAUCUUUGUAAUUAAGUGCAGGUGCAUCAAGCAUGUGGGCAGUUGUUUGGCUUGAUCAAAAGACUAUAAAAAAAUUGAUUUUGUAUUUUGUUGGCCUAUACUUUUAUUGUCUUCUUAAUGUGGUUGCAAAAUGUACAAUGGUUAAGCCCGAGACGAAUAAAUAUAAAAUAUGUUGCAUGCAUCUUUUUACUAAAUUGUGUGUAAUUUAUCUUUCAGUUGUCGAUUUGCAGUUCAGAGUUAGCACGUGUGUCGGUGUGUGUGAACUGAACUUGUAACGAUAACAUCAUCGAGUACCAUUAUUUCUUAGGUGGAACAGCUGCACAGGAUUUUCAAGCUAUGUGGUUCUCCUUCAGAAGAAUAUUGGAAAAAGUCAAAGCUACCACAUGCAACCAUAUUCAAGCCCCAGCAAGCAUAUAAAAGAUGCAUAGCAGAGACAUUUAAAGACUUUCCCCAGUCGUCCCUUCCAUUAAUCGAUACUCUCCUCGCAAUUGAUCCAGCUGAGCGUCGAACUGCAACGGCUGCAUUAAAGAGUGAAUUCUUCACAACCAUGCCUUAUUCAUGUGAUCCUUCCAGCCUUCCAAAGUAUCCGCCGAGUAAGGAGAUUGAUGCAAAGCGUCGGGAUGAAGAAGCUAGAAGGCUAAGAGUUGCUGGUAAAGCCGGUGCAGAUGGUGUAAGGAAAACACGUCAACGUGAUCGAGCAAGGGCAAUCCCUGCUCCUGGCGCCAAUGCUGAGCUACAAACAAAUAUUGAUGUAUGUAUAUUAUCAACCUGGAAUUUUAUGUGCAUCUGUAUAAUAUGGAUACCGACGUUUAGAAAGGGUGAAUUUGUACCAAGGCAUUUUACCUCUGUUAAGUGA
This is a messenger RNA of Olea europaea var. sylvestris, 888 nucleotides long. RefSeq names its product probable serine/threonine-protein kinase At1g54610. Lineage: Eukaryota; Viridiplantae; Streptophyta; Magnoliopsida; Lamiales; Oleaceae. The transcript is spliced from 3 exons. Bases 580 to 888 code for a protein of 102 amino acids. The record is from RefSeq and is a predicted model, not a curated record.